AUGUUUUUCAAUCCCUUAUUCUCCAUUCAAUCUUCAAAUCAGGGCGACAUCAUGGGCCCAAAUACCCCCGAGGACAGCUUGUAUCUCUACAACCCCAGCCAUAUAUUACCGGCGGUCUUUGCAGCUCUCGUCGGAAUAUCGCUGCUCUUGCAUAUCUACCAGAACACUCGCUACAGGUUCUGGAGGGUGACCUUCUUCAUCUGCUGGGGUGGUACUCUUUUCACAGCGGGCUGGAUACUUCGAUGUAUCUCCAGCUACCACCCCUCUAACAAAGAUAUCUUUAUCGCCCAGACGUUCAUGAUCUAUGUCGGUCCACCAGUGUACUCGGCUGCAGCCUAUAACAUCGUCGGAAGAUUGAUGCACUACGUCCCUAUGCACGCCGUUCUUAAUCCCAACCGCGUGCUUACCUUCUUCGUCUACGUCGGAGCCGCCGUCGAAGGGAUUACAGCCGCAGGUGCCGCCAAGAACGCAGCGGCCGGCAACGAUCUCUCUGAAUACAAAACAGGCGGAGCACUGAUUGCCGCCGGGCUGGUGCUCCAAGCAGUCGCCGAGCUGGUGGUAGUAGCUAUCGUGGCGGCAGUACACCGACGGUGCGCGCGCGCCGGCCGAGUCCCGCCGAAUGUGCGCAUGGUCUGCUUCACGCUGUACGGUACUUCAACUCUCGUUCUGCUGCGCUGUAUUUGCCGUGCCAUCGAGGCCUUCGACAUGUUCGGUAAUCUCGGCUGCCGCGAAAAUUGCGGGCCUAUCCUCGGCAACGAGUGGUUCCUCUAUGCCUUCGAGCUUGGCCCUAUGCUGGUCUUUACCUACUGGAUGAACAUGCUCCAUCCCGGCCGGUAUCUGCCCAGCCAGAAAGAACGCUAUCUCUGUCCGGACGGUUGUACCGAGCGCCUCGGGCCUGGCUGGCUCGAUCGUCGCUCGUCGUGGGAGACCUUUGUAGACCCGUUUGACUUCAAGGGCAUGCUGUCAGGUGUCGACUCGCAUGAUAAGUAUUGGUUGCGGCCGGAGGAGUGGCUUAUCUGCGAGGAUGGCAGCUUCGCCAAGGGAUCGGCUUCUAAUGCCCGGUCUGUUCCCCAGGAAAAAGAAAACAUCUCGUUGAAUGGUGAGGUCUAG
This is a messenger RNA of Penicillium alfredii, 1110 nucleotides long. RefSeq lists its product as uncharacterized. Lineage: Eukaryota; Fungi; Ascomycota; Eurotiomycetes; Eurotiales; Aspergillaceae. The coding region runs from base 1 to 1110 and encodes 369 amino acids. Gene Ontology annotation, cellular component: membrane. The transcript has 2 exons. The record is from RefSeq and is a predicted model, not a curated record.